AAGAGAAAUAAAUCGACUUGCUGCUCACACUCGGCAGUCAGAUGUACAGGAGAUUGGAACGAAGGCCCAAUCCUAGAAGGCGCUUGAAUUUGUAGAGAGAGGGAGCCAGGCCAGCAGCAUUGAGAGGUUGAGACGCGAGCAAACAUUGCUCAGCAGCUAGCACAACGACUAACCAGCUGCCACCAGCUGCUUCUGUUGCACCACCUUCAGGUAUAUUACUUCGUAGUUUCUCCUUUGAGAAGUUUUGUCAAGCAUUCGCAAUACCUAGGAUAUAGUGGCACAAUGCCGACCUUGAAGCUGCAGACAAACGUCCCUGGCGACACGGUCACCACCUCUGACUUCCUGAAGGAGGCCAGCAAGGCAGUCGCGAAGAUCAUCGGCAAGCCGGAAGCGUACGUUCUGGUCACCAUACAGACUGGGGUCCCCACCACCUUUGCGGGGACUGAGGAGCCCGCCGCAUAUGGCGAGAUCAUUUCCAUCGGGGGCCUCAACCCCGACGUCAAUCGAAAGCUGAGCGGAGCCAUCGCUGAGUUGCUCCAAAAGCUGUUCAACAUCCCGGCCAAUAGAUACUACAUCAAGUUUUCUGACGUGGCAAGACCUGACUUCGGAUGGAACGGGGGAACAUUUUAGAAAGGUCAGCGAUUCGUUUGGCCAAACUUUUGAAGCACGCAUACAUAUAUAAAGUUCGUCGACUUUCUGGGUAACACGUGAUUGUGAACACACCCAGGAGCAUCUGUCCGGACGCAUCUGUCAGCUUUCAACGAAGCCUGCUCAGAGACUCUCAGUGUUGCGGUCAUAUCAAAAUUUCCGGACAGCUCGAUCUGGUUGCUGCAAGAUAAUUGACUGACGUUUGGGCCUAGCAAGAUUUUUUUGUAUCAGGAUGAGCGGGCAAUUCAAACGGCUCCAUGCGGCCAUUCUGAUUGUGCAUGUCGGAAUAUUUAGGGACUAAGGUGCAUCAAAACAGCCUGUGAACCUUAUUAAUGUAGCGUGCAGUCUUGCAAACUGAUAAGGUCACAUGCAGCGGAGUCUAUAUCAGCCUUCAAUGCAAUCAAGCGUCAUCAUGACGCCUCCGAUCGAGUGACCAGCCUGGAUUGGCAGC
Molecule: messenger RNA, 1099 nt
Organism: Klebsormidium nitens
Lineage: Eukaryota; Viridiplantae; Streptophyta; Klebsormidiophyceae; Klebsormidiales; Klebsormidiaceae
Source: the annotation of a GenBank genome assembly